Messenger RNA from Prorocentrum cordatum, 3956 nucleotides. The record is from the annotation of a GenBank genome assembly. NCBI's taxonomy places the organism in Eukaryota, Dinophyceae, Prorocentrales, Prorocentraceae.
AGGCUCAAGCGUAUCGGAUCAAGCAGUGGCCCGCCAGGCAGACCCCUGACGCCCGCCGGCCCGCCCGCCCGCACGCACCAACCAAUGUCCGCUGACGAGCCUGCCGCAGGGGUCGAACCCGCUGAGGACAGCGAGCCGCAGGGCCAGGGCUGCUGCGCGUCGUGCUACCUGGCCUGUUGCUGCUGCUGCGCCGGGGGGGCGCAGGAGCAGGACCUGAAAGCCCUGAGGCAGGAGAAGGCCUCCAAGGCGUUCACGAAGGACGGGAAGAAUGACAUCUCCAAGGGCCCCGCAGGCAACCGUCGCUGCACCGACUUCCCCUGUUGCAUCAUCUUCCUCGUGGCGAUUGUGGGGUACGUGAUUGUGACCCUCAUGGGCCUUAAGGAUGGCAACAUCGACAGGCUGUACAAGCCACGGGAUUUUGGGGGGAAUUAUUGCGGCGUCGAAACGCAGUGGAACAGCGGGAUGGGGAACACGAAGUCGUUGGAGAACUACGAGUGGCUGACCAUGACGAUGAACGUGUCUGCAACCACGGAUGCAAUGUUUAAGCAGUUAAUCUGUUCCAAGGCAUCCCAGGACUUGCUGUACACCAAAAUCGGCAGCGGCCUUAACUCAACAGAGUAUGACAUGUACAUGUGCUCUUGCUGCGCCACCGCGUGCGAGUCCUGCGCCUCCGCCAUUGAGCAGGAAGACCCAUCUGCAGUGGCAGGUGGCACCGCCAGCGAUCUCGCGAGCCUGACCGCUGCCAGGAUGAUAGAGGUCGCUGGUCUUGGGUCCGUUGACGUCACCGACCUGUUCAGCGCUUAUGGGGCGAAUGGGGACAUGUUCUCUACGGACAUCAUGAGUUCGGCGACAAAGUAUCUCCAUGACGUCUGCAUGCGGACCUGCGACUCCAGCUACGAAAACAUCGCGGCAGCCAACGGCAGCACCGAAGCAUAUGCCUUCCGGGAGUACACGUUUGAGCCCGUUCCAAACGAUGAGUUGUAUCUUGCGUGGCAACUCGUGAAGGCUGACACUGGCCCGCUGGGAAUAGUUGCCAACUCUUCGUUCACCUUCAAGGCCUUCUCGGAAGUCGACUGCCCAUACGACGCAGUAUAUUGCGUGCCCAUGCCGGGCAUCAUCUUCGCGGAGGCGGCGUUGAACUAUUGCACGCUCGAGAUAGCUGCUUCGGUGAUCGGCCAGCUCGGAACCGCUCUGACCGACAUCAUGGUGAGCUCGGCGCUCACCGACUUCUCCAACGGCGCGACGGAGUCGCUGGGAGAGCAGUGGGGCGCCAUUCAGGCGUCAUGGGGUGCAUUUGCGCUUACUGGUGUCUGCUCCUUUGUCAUCGGCGUUUUGUUCCUCGUCCUCGUCCGCUUCUUCGUCGGCAUCUGCGUCUGGCUCUCCAUAGUCUUGAUAUUUGUCCUGCUUCUCGCCUUCUCCGGCCUUUGUUACGUGAAGAGCAUCCAGUGCGCUGGCUCCACGCUGUUCGAGACGGGCCAGCAGACGGGCACCCAGGUGGUCACAUUCGCAACGACCGCAGUCACUUCGGCUGUAACGGGCGAGAGUGUCAGCGAGGACCUCGGUGUUGAUGGUAACACAUACAGAGGGGUACAGUACGUGACAAAGUUCGGUACCGUGUGCCAGAAUUGGAUGUCCGACACUCCGCACAAUCAAGACUACGACUCGGGGAACUACUCCGACCAGGGCAUCGGUAGCCACAAUUAUUGCCGCAAUCCGUACAUGCCCACAGAUUACAACAAGGGCUCCACGAUCUGGUGCUUCACCACGAACACGGACCUGCGCUGGCAGGAGUGUCUUCCCAUUGGCCUGGACGCGCCCGUGUGUGCGGAGGGCUACGCUGUGAGCGGCCAGACUGGGAGGGACGUUCUGCUGUAUGCCUGCUAUGUCCUCCUCGGUCUGGCGGGGCUCUGGGUCAUCGUCGUGCUGAUCUUCCUCCCGAAGAUUCUCCUGGCGAUUCGCUGCACGAAGGUGGCAGCUCGCUUCCUCGCCUCGACGCCGAGCGUCCUCGUCGUGCCGAUGGUGCAGUCCGUCUUCACGAUCCUGUUGUGCAUCGGCUGGGCGUGCGGCGCGGCGUUCAUCAUCUCCCAGGUGCCCGACGGCUAUACUCCGACGGCCUGGUACGCGGAUUACAACACGGGGUGGGAGGCGUGCACCUACGACGGCUCUGGCGAACUCGGGUACCCCGUCAGCGAGAUCUGGAGGGACGAGACCUGCGGAGGCCCGAACGGCGAGUGCUGGCGCUGCCAGCCGCCCCGGUACAUGAUCGACUACUACGUUGCCUACGUCUUCUUCGUCUACCUGUGGCUCAACGCCUACAUCAUCGCCGCUGGCCAGACCAUCAUCGCGGGCACCGUCGGCGUCUGGUUCUUCAACCAGCAGGAUGGGGGCAGGGUCCAUGGCGCGCUCCGACUGUCCGUGUGGAACGUCACCCGGUACCACAUGGGCAGUCUCGCCUUCGGCUCCUUCAUCAUCGCCUUGGUGCAGUUCAUACGGUACUGCAUGAAGUUCCUGGAGAAGCAGGCCGAGGCGAGGAAUAACCGCGUCAUGGUGUACGUCGCCAGGGCACUCCAGUGCUGCAUCUAUUGCUUCGAGAAGUGCCUGGAGUACCUCAACAAGCUGGCCUACAUUCAGAUUGCGCUGCUCGGCAAGAACUUCUGCACGUCUGCAAAGAAGGCGUUCUACCUGGUCCUCCGCCACAUCUCGCGUUUCGCCGCCGUCCUCAUCCUGGGAACCGCGCUCGACCGCAUCGGGCUGCUCGUCAUCUGCUCUGCGACGACCUUCGUUGGGUACUGCAUCCAAACUACGAUGUACCCCGACGUCUCCCCGCUGUGUCCCACGUUGCUGUUCCUCCUGAACGGCUACGUGGUCGGGAAGCUCUACAUGAACGUCUUCCACCUUGCCAUCGACACGAGCCUCCAGUGCUUCAUCGCGUGCGAGGAGAUGGGCGUGGACCCGGAGACCGUGCCCAAGGAGCUGAGGAGCUUGGUGCCCAAGAAGGGCAAGAGUGCCGAAGAGCCGCCCGAUGCGGAUAAUUGAUGAUGCACGGCAGCCUUGCACGGGGCUCACGUGAGGUGCAACGCCCAGGCCAGACCACGCUUGGGGCCCCUUCUUGCGUUCUCAUGAACCAUUUUGUUUCGGCUACGCGUGAGAGCGAUCCUCCUCACCGCUUGCCAAUGGAUCCGACUGCCCUGUGUUCAUGGCCCCCACUGCCAGGAACUAAUUACCUGUCCUUGCGCGCGCUCGAUCUACGUGUUGCUGCUUGCCCUCGGGGUCACGGCUUGCCGAGGCUCGAAAGAUUUGCCAGGAAUACGUCUGGAAUCGGCCCAGGGAUCGGCUCGAGGCAGCCUGGCGUCAGGCAAGGAACCAGCAGGGCGCCGCACGCAGGGCCUGUUUCAUCGUCGAGGCAGAUCGGCUGUUUCUUGUGGUCGGGCCCUCACUGUACCGCCGAGAUAGGCCAACGUUGGUAUACUUCGAAUUUCUGUUGUCGAGCACGUGGAAUUUGUGUCGCGAGGCGCGCGUAUGGACAGGUCGGGCCCGGCUGCAGCGGCUGGCUCUCUGCUGGUCGGCACGUAAGUUGUCGCCAGCUACCCUGUCAUCUUCUCCGUCUUUCUCCGUCCUCGUCCUCCUCCACCUUGACCGGGACGCCACUGCUUGAUGGUGUCACGACCUUUCUGAGUUGCGACAUCAGGCUGGGAGCGCAAAUAACAGCAUCUCCCCGAGGCGCCGUAAGUUUGAACUUGCGUUUCCGUGUGCCAGUUGCGCACUCUUGAUUGCAGGUUUCAAUCGCUAUCCCGUGCAGCCCAGUCAUGCAGUGGUCUGACGGCGCUUGAUUACCUUUCGACAUGUGCAAGCGAACAUUGAAAACAUAAGUUUGUUUGUUUGCUUUCUCGUUUCUUUCAGCGGGACCUCAGAUGUCGUGUCGAGCGGUUCCAUGGUCGCAUGUUUUUUGGGCUGGG